Fusarium coffeatum is the source of this 1482-nucleotide messenger RNA. RefSeq lists its product as uncharacterized. Gene Ontology annotation, biological process: protein localization to ciliary inversin compartment. Gene Ontology annotation, cellular component: ciliary inversin compartment. Gene Ontology annotation, molecular function: protein binding. The transcript has a single exon. The coding region runs from base 1 to 1482 and encodes 493 amino acids. The record is from RefSeq and is a predicted model, not a curated record. Lineage: Eukaryota; Fungi; Ascomycota; Sordariomycetes; Hypocreales; Nectriaceae.
AUGGAGCCUUCUCUCCUCCAGCAAUCCGAGUCACCAUAUCAGGAAUUCAGAAACAAGCCCGUCAACAGAUAUAACGUAUAUGGACCUCCUUUCGACGUGCCCAUCACUCUAUCUGAUCGCGAUGGAACUCUUAUCCAUGAACAAGAGGGCCAGUGCCUUUUUACAACCAUAAUUGAGCACGACGACGUUAGGCUUUUGGAGAAAUACUUCGCCAUUGAUCCUCGAGCUAUCCCAUAUUAUUUUGAUCUUCCUGAUAACGAUGAGGCUGCAUUCGAAUACGCCAGUCCGUUCAUUUGGGCAGCCCAAUCUGGUAGUCUCGCCGUACUCCAAAUGCUUUUCGACUAUACCACAAAGAAUCUUGAUCCGAUGACGCCGAGACGGUUUUCUGAGACUGAGCUUUUGAAUCACGCUGCAAGAUUCGGUCGCGUAAAGGUUGUACAAUGGCUCCUCGACAACCAACCAUUAUACGCUGAUAUUCUUGAUCGAAAUUUUCAAGGCUAUACUGCGCUUAUAGCAGCUGCGAAUCUUUUUGAGUUCGGCCAUGGCGAUAACCCGAACUGGGAUGACAUUUGCUUCGACAACAGCGAGGUGACAAUGAAUCUACUGCUUGACUAUGGUGCCUGCGCCUCCGAUGUUGCUCAUCCGACGAAUGAUAAGGAUCGAAAGGAGCACUCUGUUCUCACGUUGGCUGCCCAGUGGGCAAGCAGUGACUUACUUGCAAGGCUUAUUGAUGGUGGUGCUGAUGUGCAUCACACGGUAGCAAUAGGGGACUGGGAGUUACCAUUUCUGAACCGACGCGACUUACCACCCCGUGUAGCUGUCGAAGUAGAUGUGAAUGCACUGUUUCUUGCAUCUUUGUACGCCAACCUCGGUGGCCUUAGGAUUUUGGUUGACCGCAGAGGCGACGAAUUUACCAUCGAAGACGUGGUCUGCUCCCCCGACUGUGCUGGCAGCCUCCCUCUUCACUGGGCGGCCCGAAGCCCUUUGGAACACAUCCCAACAUCGAUGCGAUAUGAAAAGGCUGGAUAUAUCCGUCAGACUAUUGAACAGCUACUGGAUUACGCUCCAACAACAGUCAACGUCCAGGACAAGGACGGGAAUACAGCCUUGCAUUACGCCACCACACAUUUUGGCAAGAAUGGUAGAGCCUUCACGCCCAUUUUUGAACUUCUGUGCAGCCGGGGCUCCGACGCAAGCCUCCGCAACUACAAGGACGAAACGCCUCUACAUACGCUGUUCCAGCCCGAGGGUGAUGAUGGACCCAUAGACAUAACAGCUGUAUCACUUUUAGUCUCUCACGGUGCGAAGGCUACAGACGUUGAUGAAGCCGGCAAUACGCCGUUGCACAUCGCAACCAGGGACUGGCAUUUCAUCGAUGCGGUCGCUCUUUUGCUGGAGUAUGGUGCUGACCCUGCUCAAAAGAAUCUUAAACAGGAAAAGGCUCUUCCUCAAAAGAUGGAAUAUCUGCUCGGCAGUCAAUAG